GGUUUCUGGGAUAAUGGUCUUGAUGUGAGCCAUUACCAGCCUUUCAAAGCACUUCAUGGCUACAGACGUGAGUGCUACGGGUCUGUAGUAAUUUAGGCAGUGUAACUGACAGUUAGACUUACAGGUUAUGUCGUUGUCUUUUGUUUGAAUUGUUUAUGUGUCCGCUGUGCGGGGGAAAUGAUAAUACAAGCGGAACCACGUAGCUAAUACUGUUGUAACAGGGAUCCUUAUUGUAGCAACACACUGUUGGAGGGAAGGCAAUCCUGCGCUGCUAGUUAGCUAAGUUUUCAUGUCAUCGGGUGUAGUUCAUAAAGGUUGAAGAGUGUAUGUUAGGAUGAAGUGUGAAUUCAUGCCAGGAAUAAUACGUGUGAAGUUUGAUUUCCUUCUGUAUAAGCAGCCAAUGAGUUCUCACGGAAGGUGAUAAUUCUGACUAAAACUACAGAAUAAAGCCGCCAGUUAAAAUCAAGGAACGGUUGUGCUCGUGGUUACUGAAGGGAGCUACAGGCAGGUUGUCUUUGUGUUCAUGGGCACAGGGACUAUGGUGGACGAGACAGCCUAUAGGGAGGAGGUCAGAGACCUGGCCGGGUGGUGCCAGAAUAACAACCUAUCCUUCAACGUAACCAAGAGUAAGGAGAUGAUUGUGGACUACAGGAAAAGGAGGACCGAGCACGUCCCCAUUCUCAUCGAUGGGGCUGUAGUGUAGCAGGUUGAGAGCUUCUAAUUCCUUGGUGUCCACAUCAACAACAAACUAGAAUGGUCCAAACACACCAAGACAGUCAUGAAGAGGGCAUGACAAAGCCUAUUCCCCUCAGGAAACUAAACAGAUUUGGCAUGGGUCCUGAGAUCCUCAAAAGGUUCUACAGCUGCAACAUCGAGAGCAUCCUGACUGCUUGCAUCACUGCCUGGUACGGCAAUUGCUCGGCCUCUGACCGCAAGGCACUACAGAGGGUAGUGCGUAUGGCCCAGUACAUCACUGGGGCUAAGCUGCCUGCCAUCCAGGACCUCUACACCAGGCGGUGUCAGAGGAAGGCCCUAAAAAUUGUCAAAGACCCCAGCCACCCCAGUCAUAGACUGUUCUCUCUACUACUGCAUGGCAAGCGGUACCGGAGUGCCAAGUCUCGGACAAAAGGCUUCUCAAAAGUUUAAACCCCCAAGCCAUAAGACUCCUGAACAGCGGUCCCCUUCCCCCUGAGCCACAGGCUCUCCAUGAAGGAGGUGUUUGACUGUGAGGGGAAGCCCAGAGUAGACCUGCUAAAAGCCCACCUCACCAAGGAGGGUCGUCUGGAGGAGGUGGUGGCCCUACGUAUCAUAAAUGAGGGAGCCGCCAUCCUGCGCCAGGAGAGGACCAUGCUGGAUAUAGAGGCCCCAGUCACAGUGUGUGGAGACGUCCACGGUCAGUUCUUUGACCUGAUGAAGCUGUUUGAGGUGGGCGGUUCCCCCGCGACAACACGCUACCUCUUCCUAGGGGACUACGUGGACCGGGGCUACUUCAGUAUUGAGUGUGUGUUGUAUCUGUGGUCGUUGAAAAUCCUCUACCCAAAGACGUUAUUUCUUCUACGGGGAAACCAUGAAUGUAGACACUUGACAGAAUAUUUCACUUUCAAAACAGAAUGUAAGAUAAAGUACUCUGAGCAGGUGUAUGACUCGUGUAUGGAUGCGUUUGACUGCCUGCCGCUGGCUGCUCUGAUGAACCAGCAGUUCCUGUGUGUCCAUGGAGGGCUCUCACCAGAGAUCCACACGCUCGACGACAUCAAAAAGCUGGACAGGUUCAAGGAGCCUCCAGCGUUUGGACCCAUGUGUGACCUGCUGUGGGCCGACCCACUGGAGGACUUUGGCAACGAGAAGACACAAGAAUACUUCGGCCACAACACAGUCAGGGGCUGCUCCUACUUCUACAGUUACCCUGCGGUGUGUGAGUUUCUACAGACCAACAACUUAUUGUCUGUCAUCAGAGCACAUGAAGCGCAGGAUUCUGGGUACCGGAUGUACAGAAAGAGUCAGACGACAGGCUUCCCCUCCCUCAUCACCAUCUUCUCAGCACCUAACUACCUGGACGUCUACAACAACAAAGCGGCGGUUCUGAAGUAUGAGAACAACGUGAUGAACAUCCGUCAGUUCAACUGUUCCCCUCAUCCCUACUGGCUGCCCAACUUCAUGGACGUCUUCACCUGGUCCCUGCCCUUCGUUGGAGAGAAAGUGACAGAGAUGCUGGUGAAUGUUCUCAGUAUCUGUUCAGAUGAUGAGCUCAUGGAGAAUGACGGAGAGGAAGAGGUCUAUGAUGCGAAUGCAGCGGCAGCUAGGAAAGAGGUGAUCAGGAACAAGAUCCGUGCCAUAGGGAAGAUGGCCAAAAUGUUCCAAGUUUUACGGGAGGAGAGUGAGAACGUACUGACCCUGAAGGGACUGACACCCACUGGCAUGCUGCCCAGCGGAGUUCUGUCAGGAGGCAAGCAGACUCUGCAGAGUGCUACCAUUGAGGCCAUUGAAGCCAUCGAUCCUGUUGAGGACUCAGAAGCAAUCCGAGGCUUCUCUCCUCAACAUAAGAUCAAUAGCUUUGCGGAGGCCAAGGGUCUGGACCGGAUCAACGAGCGCAUGCCCCCUCGGCGUGACGCCGUCAACAGUGUGGGUGUCUCCAUGGGCCGCAUGAACAUGGGGGAGCCCAACGGCACCGACAACAACAGCAAUAUACAGUGAUGCACACACACACAUUUAUACAUAAACACAAAUACACACAGAUAUAAAGUACAUACCCACACACACACACAUUUGACUUACACACUUAAAGUAAAGCACACUUACGGUAAACAUACUUAGACAUGCACUUAAACAAGGAUCAUACAGAACACACAGUCAACAUAUAGACCUACACGUACACAGUAAUGGUACACACACCAUCCUCCUCCCCUCCCCUGGCCUGUUGCUCCCCAGCCCUUCUCUCUACCCGUUUGACAAGACUGCCAUGGAUGGAUCAGACCUCCUAUCGGACAAACUGUACUGCAGGUUCCAUCACUCCCUGACCUGGUCACACACUACUACAGACCCCUGACCUGACCACCUGACCACACUACACUACGGAACACUCUACUGGACGUUCUGGAACACUCCAAUGCAAAACAAAGAGAUAAUGUUCUGUUCUAAUUGUGUAGUGGGGCUGACUGGGGGACAGAUGUUACCUUUCUGUUAUGUUGGGG
Molecule: messenger RNA, 3188 nt
Organism: Oncorhynchus masou masou (cherry salmon)
Lineage: Eukaryota; Metazoa; Chordata; Actinopteri; Salmoniformes; Salmonidae
Product: protein phosphatase 3 catalytic subunit alpha-like
Exons: 15
Coding region: 1207-2691 (494 amino acids)
Biological process (GO): calcineurin-NFAT signaling cascade
Cellular component (GO): cytosol; calcineurin complex; cytoplasm
Molecular function (GO): calmodulin-dependent protein phosphatase activity; calmodulin binding
Source: RefSeq, a predicted model, not a curated record